Gambusia affinis (western mosquitofish) is the source of this 1624-nucleotide messenger RNA. RefSeq names its product myelin and lymphocyte protein-like. The transcript is spliced from 4 exons. Gene Ontology annotation, cellular component: membrane. The record is from RefSeq and is a predicted model, not a curated record. Gene Ontology annotation, biological process: myelination. NCBI's taxonomy places the organism in Eukaryota, Metazoa, Chordata, Actinopteri, Cyprinodontiformes, Poeciliidae. Gene Ontology annotation, molecular function: structural constituent of myelin sheath. The coding region runs from base 141 to 608 and encodes 155 amino acids.
GGGAGGUGCAGAAGGAAGACAGAGCAGGAGAGAAAAACGCCCUUUACAGAGCAGAAAACUAACAGUUUGUGCAUCACAUUCUGGAGAAAAACCCCAGACACACACACACACGCAGAAACACACGCGUUCAGAUUUGGACUAUGGCUUCUACCACCUCUGGUGAUUUUCUUCCCACCGGUGCCAGAAUCUUCAUCAGCUUUCCUGACAUCUUCUUCAUCCCCGAGUGGGUCAUUGGGGGUUUGGUGUGGAUCCUGGUGGCCUCGACCCGAGUCGUCCCGGAGAAUCCGCUGGGCUGGGUCAUGUUCGUGUCCAUCUUCUGCUUCGUCGGGACGACUCUGUGGCUCCUCAUCUUCGCCUGUGGAGGCAAUCAGAGCAGCUUUUGGCCCGGCCUGGAUGCUGGUUUUCAUUUUGUGGCGGCGGUUUUCUACCUCAGUGCGUCGGUGGUGUUGGCCUACGUCACCAUUCAGAUAAAGACAUUGUCAGUGCUUGAUGCAGAAAUACUGAAGAUCUACCGACUUGACAUUUCUGCAGUGGUGAUGUCCCAUGUGGCUACUCUCCUCUACUUCAUCCACGCCAUUUUCUCUGCCAUCCGAUGGAAGAGAGCCUGAAGCACAACCUGAACCCCUCCAGAUGUCAAACACAAGAAUAAUAAUGAAAUAUGUGAUGCAUUUUUGUUUUUCUAUUUCGUUAAAACAAAUGGCUAAAAAAAAAACCACACACAACUAAAGUGAUGGAACCCAUUAUGCCCAAUAUAAGUUACUGUUUUAAUACGAUAAGCAACUGUUUAGAUUAGCUUGUGUGAGAUAAACCGGAGUGAUACUGCUGAUAUAAAUAUGUAAAAAAUGUCAUUAAUUUAGAAAAAUGCAUUCAUUCAGACAGUCUGUAUUGUUUAACAAACAGGAGAAAAAAAAAACUAUUUUCAAUGUUUUCAUUUCAUCUAACAUUUCAUGGCAUUUGACUUUCACAAAGCAGCAUUUUUACAGUCCUCUCAAGCAGCAGAAACCUUUAAAACAAAACCAGACACAAUUUUAUAACUCACUCCAGAUGUUUUGACGUUGCUUUUUUUUCCCCUUAUGAAAGCACGAAAGUUACUUUUCAUGUAUUUCCCUUAUUAUUUCAUUAACUGGACAUCUAACACUCUAAAUCUAUGACACAGAGGUAACAGAAGAACAUGAAGGUAAAAUCAUGGAAAAGUCAAAUAAAUGAAUGCUACUGUUACUACUAAUAAUAAUAAUAUUAGUAAUAAUAAUAAUAAUAGUGACAAAAUAAAUUAGAGUCAAAUUACAGUGGUAAAAACUUCAGUUAUUUUUUUCUUUGUUGUUUUUUUUCUUUUUCUCUAGAAAAAAACUCAAAGUUUGAUGUCUGACACGUUUCAUGAUCUAUUUCACAUCCGUCAUGGUCAAGUCGACUCUGUUUGCUCUUUUUGUCUGUUUUCUUAACAUUUUAAAUGAGGAAAUCAUAAAACAAAUGAAUAAAAAUAAAAUAAAAAAUGAAGAGAUUAGUUUUUGAUUCACUUUUUUUAUUCCGUUCCUAGAGAACAAUCUGUGUUGUUUCCCAUUCUUCUGCGCUGUGCUUUGGAAUAAAUGUUGACAUUUUGAUAUUGUAAAUAAAUGAUUUCACUUUA